Messenger RNA from Trichosporon asahii var. asahii CBS 2479, 747 nucleotides. RefSeq names its product ribosomal protein S3. The record is from RefSeq and is a predicted model, not a curated record. Gene Ontology annotation, cellular component: nucleus; cytosolic small ribosomal subunit. Gene Ontology annotation, biological process: translation. NCBI's taxonomy places the organism in Eukaryota, Fungi, Basidiomycota, Tremellomycetes, Trichosporonales, Trichosporonaceae. Bases 1 to 747 code for a protein of 248 amino acids. Gene Ontology annotation, molecular function: structural constituent of ribosome; RNA binding. The transcript has 2 exons.
AUGUCGGUCGCCCACCAGGUCUCCAAGAAGAGGAAGUUCGUCGCCGACGGUGUUUUCCAGGCUGAGCUUGGCGAGUUCUUCACUCGCGAGCUCGCCGAGGAGGGCUACUCCGGAUGUGAGGUCCGUGUCACCCACGCCCGCACCGAGAUCAUCAUCCGUGCCACCCACACCCAGGAGGUCCUUGGUCACCAGGGCCGCCGCAUCCGUGAGCUCAAGGCUCUCGUUGAGAAGCGUUUCCGCUUCCCCGAGAACUCGCUUGAGCUCUACGCCGAGAAGGUCCAGUACCGUGGUCUUUCCGCCGUCGCCCAGGCCGAGUCCCUCCGCUACAAGCUCCUCGGUGGCCUUGCCAUGCGCCGUGCUUGCUACGGUGUCCUCCGUUACGUUAUGGAGUCUGGCGCCAAGGGCUGCGAGGUCGUUGUCUCUGGCAAGCUCCGUGCUGCCCGUGCCAAGUCCAUGAAGUUCUCCGACGGCUUCCUCAUCCACUCCGGUCAGCCCUCGGUCGACUUCAUCGACUACGCCGUCCGCCACGUCCUCCUCCGUCAGGGUGUCCUUGGUAUUAAGGUCAAGAUCAUGCGCCCCCACGACCCCGAGGGACGCAUGGGCCCCGCCCACCCCCUCCCCGACCAGGUCACCCUCAUCGAGCCCAAGCCCGAGACCGAGAUCACCAUCCACUCCGUCCACAAGGACGUCCCCCCUGCUCAGGUCCAGGCCCCCGCCGCCGCCGAGCAGCAGACCGAGCAGGCUUAA